Molecule: messenger RNA, 2624 nt
Organism: Salarias fasciatus (jewelled blenny)
Lineage: Eukaryota; Metazoa; Chordata; Actinopteri; Blenniiformes; Blenniidae
Gene: chn2
Product: chimerin 2
Exons: 13
Coding region: 500-1897 (465 amino acids)
Biological process (GO): signal transduction; positive regulation of GTPase activity; regulation of small GTPase mediated signal transduction
Molecular function (GO): GTPase activator activity
Source: RefSeq, a predicted model, not a curated record
UGGACAACGCUGACCCAAACUUUCACUUUAAGAAGGCGCGUCUGCGCUGCGGUGUAGUGUGUUUAUUACAAAUCUUAAAGUGGCACAUGGAAACCAUCGCUGAUUUCUGCACGGAACGCGAAUCUACUCCUCCAGAUUCUGUCCCGCGAGAGGAAAGGCCUUUGACUAAGUGAUCCGGAGGAGCGCGAUCCUGUGAGCAGCGUGUUUUUGUGGACGGAGGCGGCGGCGCUGUCAGUGUAUUGCUGCAGCGUGGAGCGCGCCUCGCCAGGACGCACGGCGAGCCGACACACACACACACACGCACACACACAUAGACGGAGACAGAGGAGAGGGGGAUCAGCACAGUCUGACUGACUGGGGGUCGGUGCUGGGCUCCGGAGAAAUAAUGAAAAGUCGGCCGUGAAGGGGAAAGCAGGGAUGGAGUCGCCGCCGGGGAGCAGCCGCCGCUGUGAGCCCAGCUCGGCCAGACGGGAGUAACCGAGUCCGGAAAGUGGCUGGGAUGGCAGCAUCCAGCAACUCAAGCCUCUCCGGUUCAUCUCUGUCCUCUGACCCGGAGGAUUACCAACCGCCAAUAUGGAAGUCCUACUUAUACCAGCUACAGCAGGAAGCCCCGAGGCCAAAGAGGAUCACAUGUCCCCAGGAGAUGGAGAGCAGGCCCAAAUUCUAUGGCAGAGAAUUUCAUGGCAUGAUCUCUCGGGAGUAUGCAGACGAGCUGCUGUCGGGAGCAGAGGGUUCUUACCUUAUCAGAGAGAGCCAAAGACAGCCGGGGUCACACACCCUGGCCUUAAGGUUUGGGCACCAGACCUUCAACUACAGACUGUUUUACGAUGGGAAGCACUUUGUUGGGGAGAAACGGUUCGAGUCGGUGCACGACCUCGUGACGGAUGCUCUCAUCAUCCUUUACAUUGAGACCAAGGCAGCGGAGUACAUCGCCAAAAUGACCACUAAUCCCAUCUAUGAACAUCUCGGCUAUACGUCGCUGCUCAAGGACAAAAUGGUGCACAGGCUGAGCCGGGGACGCACAGAACCGCGCAGAGUCACCUUCCAGAGAGACGAGAAGAUCUCCUCGCCACUGGUGCGGCGGAGUGCCUUGAAAGACACUCCUGAAAAGCAGUGUUUCUAUGAAAAGAUCCACAACUUCAAGGUACACACCUUUCGAGGGCCGCACUGGUGCGAGUAUUGUGCCAACUUCAUGUGGGGUCUCAUUGCUCAAGGCGUCCGCUGCUCAGAUUGUGGGCUGAAUGUACACAAACAGUGCUCCAAACUGGUUCCCAGCGACUGCCAGCCAGACCUGCGCAGGAUAAAGAAAGUGUUCAGCUGUGACCUGACCACGCUCGUCAAGGCUCACAACACCACACGGCCCAUGGUGGUGGACAUGUGCAUCCGGGAGAUUGAACUGAGAGGUAUGAAAUCUGAAGGUCUCUACAGAGUUUCUGGAUUUUCAGAGCACAUUGAGGAUGUGCGGCUUUCUUUUGACCGAGAUGGUGAAAAGGCCGACAUCAGUGCCAGUGCCUAUGCAGACAUCAACAUCAUUGCCGGUGCUUUGAAGCUGUAUUUGAGAGACCUCCCCAUCCCAGUCAUCACAUUCGACUUGUACUCCAAGUUUAUUCAAGCCGCAAAAAUGCCAAAUUCUGACUCCAGACUGGAGGCGAUCCAUGAGGGGCUGCUGCAGCUCCCGCCGGCCCACUACGAGACCUUACGGUACCUGAUGGCUCACCUCAAGAGGGUGACAAUGUUCGAAAAGGACAAUUUGAUGAAUGCCGAGAACCUGGGAAUUAUAUUCGGCCCAACUCUUAUGCAGCCACCGGAGCUGAAUGCUUUGACAACCCUGAAUGACAUGAGGCAACAGAAAGUAGUGGUGCAGCUUCUAAUAGAGCAUGAAGAUGUCUUAUUCUGAGAACCGAGGCAUCGGGUCCUUGAAACAGAAGCGAAGGACAAUUAUUUAUUCCGUCAAAGAGGAAACUCAAGCCACCAUGACUCCAGUGAAGAUUCAGAGACUAGUUUGUGUUGAAUUGCUUUUCUUUUCUCGCAUGAAAAUUUUAGUUUGAGUUGGUUUUAGUGUCAACCUUGUCUUGUUACUGUAAGUUUUGGGUUUCUUACUUGGCCAAGACCAUCAUUUUUAUGAAAGGAAUGGUUCCUGUGUUUCUAAGUACCUGCGAUGCUGUUGGCCGCACUGCAAUUUGAAGACUGCCGCUACCUGGUGUAGUCUCAGUCCCGACGGCGGUGCUGCGUUAAAUCUGUGCUGAGCAGAUUGUCAAUCAGUGAGGAACUGGCAGCCUCACAGAUCAGCCAAGCUCACGUUCCCACACGGCGUGUCGGGUCCGUACGCACACAUUUGUGGGAACACUUGUCAAAAAAAUGAAAUGGAACAAUAUGGAUUCUUUCAUUGUAGAUAAAAUUAGAUCAUGUAAUGAUCGAUACUUUACCGUGUGUUCUAAAAGAUGAGAAAUGAGACAAUUUGGCGCUCAUGAAGCACUUUUUUGCAGCAAGUGUAAAAAAAAUUUUUUGUAAAGAUGUUUAUUUUGUCUUUUACUCUGCGUUAUUCUUUUGUCACAGUAAUAUAUGCUGUUGAGAUUAAUAUUUGUUCAAUUGAUGUCUGAAUUACACAAAUUGUUUGCAAAAAA